GCAGGGGGCGGCGGCCCCUGCACGGAGGCUCCUCCCAGGGACCACACCGGCUGCUCUCGCUUCCUCUCGUGGCAGGUGCUGCUCGCUCGGUCCCGUCACAGCGAGGUAUGAGUCGUCCUCGCGACGUUUGUCUCCAGGCAGCGCAAGGCCGGGGGUUGGCGUUCCGGGCGCCUCCAGAACCAGUGCCCUGAGGACUCGCGUUGUGCAUGAGGGGUAGGACCGGGAAGCGGUUUUGAGGAUGAGGUGCUUGGCGCGCAGUAAGUCCGCUGAGUGUUGCUGCCGCCGAAGUCAGGAGUAGAGCCGGGGUCCAGGUGCCCCGCAGCCCCAGGCAUCUCCUGUGUGCCUCUCCUUAGCCUGGUGCGCAUUCCACGCUGUCUCUACGCCUCUGAGCAGCUCUUGGUCUGGGGCCUACUGAGUCCCGUGGGUCUGAGACUGGGUCUCUCACUGUGGAUCUCGGAGGGGAGGGCGAUGUUAAGACAGGUGGCGAGGACCUUGGUGCAGUAACAGUGAGGUUUGCUGUCCGUGGGUCUGUGGGGUCUCCAUGCUGGGCUGUACUGCUGGACGGUAGUAGUUAGGACCUGAGGGUCAGGCCUGUCUGGACUCAACGUUCCCUGGGUGCCAGCCUUUUUUUUUUUUUUUUACCUUUGCUGGUGCUUACUAGACUGCACUAGUGCUGCUCCCUCCUGUCCAAGGACAACCUGCCAGAGCUGGAGGAGAGUGGGGAGGUGAAUUGUGAUGCGGCUUCCCGCCCCCUCGCAGUGUCCUGCCUCCUCCACUGCUCGUGUAGUGGGGGAAGGGCCUGAGCUCUAUUCUUCUUUUGAGGAAGAGAGUGUUUCUGAUAAACAGCUUUGUGAUUUGGGAGGCUCAAGUACAAGUCGGGCGGAGGGAGGUUGUGCAGAGCAGUAGCCCUGAAAACCGCGCCGAGGCAAGCCGGUCCUCGCCGAUGCCGUGCUGUUUAUGUACUGUGUGGAGACUGCAUUUCCGUAGAGUCCCCAUGCUUCUAGAGGGAGGGAGCUAGGGGGUGGCCUUGUUCCCGUUUCCACUUCGCCCAUCGCUAGGCACCUAGCACUUGGCCUCAGUGCCACGGUCCUCCACUGAGUGCUGGCGCUGUGCCAAGUGCCAUGCUGGGCUUGCUCAAUACCAGUGACGGAGGAGGCCGUGGCUGGGUGGUGGCCUGGGGUCUGUCCUCCCCGCUGAAGGGCCCUUCCCUGCAGGUGGCUUCCUGCCUGGCCCAGCACGAUGCACACGCUUGUGUUCCUGAGCACGCGGCAGGUGCUCCAGUGCCAGCCAGCUGCCUGCCAGGCCCUGCCCCUGCUGCCUCGAGAGCUCUUCCCCCUGCUGUUCAAGGUGGCCUUCAUGGACAAGAAGACUGUUGUGCUUCGCGAGCUGGUGCACACAUGGCCCUUUCCGCUGCUCAGCUUCCAGCAGCUGUUGCAGGAAUGUGCCCACUGCAGCCGGGCCUUGCUGCAGGAACGCCCCAGCACAGAGAGCAUGCAGGCUGUGAUCCUGGGGCUGACGGCCCGGCUCCACACCCCAGAGACGGAGGCUGGCACACAGCCUCUCUGCAGCAUGCCCUGCGAGUGCUGGACAUGACGGGCCUCCUGGACGACGGUGUGGAGCAGGACCCUGGUACCAUGAGCAUGUGGGAUUGCACAGCAGCGGUGGCCCGCACGUGCAUCGCGCAGCAGCAGGGCGGGACUGUGGAGCCUGGGCAGGCCCCCCUUCCUGUGGAGGUUCGUGUGGAUCUGCGGGUGAACAGGGCCUCCUAUGCAUUCCUGCGGGAGGCGCUCCGAAGCAGCGUAGGCAGUCCCCUGCGGCUCUGCUGCCGGGACCUGCGGGCCGAGGACCUGCCCAUGCGCAACACUGUGGCUUUGCUGCAGCUGCUGGACGCGGGCUGCUUGCGCCGUGUGGACCUGCGCUUUAACAACUUGGGUCUCCGUGGCUUGUCUGUUAUCAUCCCCCAUGUGGCCCGCUUCCAGCACCUGGCCAGCCUGCGGCUGCACUAUGUACACGGGGACUCCAGGCAGCCCUCUGUGGACGGUGAGGACAACUUCCGUUACUUCCUGGCCCAGAUGGGCCGCUUCACUUGUCUGCGGGAGCUCAGCAUGGGCUCCUCUCUCCUCUCGGGACGGCUGGACCAGCUGCUCAGCACCCUGCAGAGCCCCCUGGAGAGCCUGGAGCUGGCCUUCUGUGCUCUGCUACCUGAGGAUCUGCGCUUUCUGGCACGGAGCCCACAUGCCGUCCAUCUCAAGAAGCUGGACCUUAGUGGCAAUGACCUGUCUGGCAGCCAACUAGAGCCUUUUCAGGGCUUACUGCAGGCAGCCGCGGCCACGCUGCUGCACCUGGAGCUGACCGAGUGCCAGCUUGCGGACACGCAGCUGCUGUCCACGCUCCCUGUGCUGACGCGCUGCGCCAGCCUCCGCUACCUCGGCCUCUACGGCAACCCGCUGUCCAUGGCGGGCCUCAAGGAGCUCCUCCGGGAUUCAGUGGUACAGGCUGAGUUACGCACGGUGGUGCACCCCUUCCCUGUGGACUGCUACGAAGGCCUGCCCUGGCCGCCGCCGGCUUCUGUCCUGCUGGAGGCUUCCAUCAACGAGGAGAAGUUUGCUCGUGUCGAGGCUGAGUUGCACCAGCUGCUACUAGCCUCAGGCCGUGCGCACGUGCUUUGGACCACAGACAUUUACGGGCGCCUGGCAGCAGACUACUUCAGCCUAUGACCUCCAGGCAGUUCUGGGGUUCAGGGCUGCUGAAGACCCCUCCUUGCCUUAGGUAGACAGACCCUUCCCUGGCACCCUGCUGGAGGCCUGACACGAGGCCCUGGUCUCAGGUUUCCUUGCUCCUGGGCGCUGUGAGCCUUCUUUUGCUUUGGGCAGCACCGUGUGGUUUGCCUUGAGCCCGUGCCCCUGACUGGCUGACUGUCGGCUUCGGGGCUGGAUUCCAGGCCUGCAGGGCCAGAUUUGGUUUGGGUGCACUUGGCUACCCUUGGUGUUGUGGCCCUCUCAGAGCGUGUUCUCUCUAGGCCCUUCCCAAGAGUGGACUGCGCUGGGGCUGAAGCUGGAACACGGACCUGCUUCAAGGAGCGCUGGGUCUCCCUGCCCUGGCACCCAGGAGACCUCCUGGCAGGGCUUUGGAGCCAGAAGGUGUCGUUAAGGUACAACGUGCAGUGUGUUCGGAA
Molecule: messenger RNA, 3175 nt
Organism: Neogale vison (American mink)
Lineage: Eukaryota; Metazoa; Chordata; Mammalia; Carnivora; Mustelidae
Gene: LRRC14
Product: leucine rich repeat containing 14
Exons: 4
Coding region: 1122-2717 (531 amino acids)
Cellular component (GO): cytoplasm
Molecular function (GO): kinase binding
Source: RefSeq, a predicted model, not a curated record